AUGUCCUUUUUGUUUGCUAAGGAGGAGGAUUUUAACGCUCUGUUAAGGUCCUAUUUUGCGAAGAUCGUCCUGCACAAGGAGAAGCUUGUAGCAGCCCUUAACCGAAAAACAGAAAUUGAAGCGGUAGUUUCCGCAAUUAUUCUUGACCUGGAUGAAUUAAACAUGAAAAACAUCCAUACCCGAUUUGUUUCAAAGAUGAUCCAAGAAUUCAGAGAAAAGACAAUAGAAACAGGAGAAUCAGAACUGAGAUCAAAUUUAGCAGCCAUUCAGUCUCAAAAAAUUCAGUUGGACAAUGACGCCACAAGUUUGCUUAAUCGAUGGUUUUUGGAUCACCUCUGCCAUCCUUUCCCGACAUCUUCAGAGAAAGAGUAUUUGAGUUAUGCAACAGUGUUUUCCAGUGUUGUUUGUGCUCAAACUGUAAGAACGGGAUUUGUCGUUCUUGAGAAUAAUAUUGGGCAUGUGUAUGCUGAUUACCAUAACCCUUCAGCUGCGCCGAUGGUGAUUGAUGUUUCAGUACUGAUGUUAUCAACCAGAAAAUUUUUCGCCAGACACGAACUUGUUGACUCUUUCCAAACUAAAAGACUCAACUUUUAUUUUUCAUUGUCAAGCCACAACCUUUCCGACUUCGAAGUUGAGUUUAUUGCAAACGGAGAAUCAACAUUAGUUCAACAAAAUGAUUUUGAAAAUAUUCCUUGCACUUAUGAUUUCAAAACGGACAACUGCGAGAACGUCGUUUGCGAAGACGAUACCCAUCAGUCCAAAGGAAUUUGUAUUCCUAAUUGCUUAAGAAUGGACGGCCAAAGAUUAUUGUUCAACAAAUAUACUCGAAAGUGUGAAGCUCAAGCAUCAUGCAAUGCAGCAGAGCUAUAUGAUGAAGAAUCCAACAGAUGUAUUGCUAACUUGAGCUUCGAAGAUGAAUCUUUGUCAACUUCGUUCCAAAUGGAAUGCAUUCAUGGAAAAUCAACAAACGGUAUCUGCCUGUGCGCAGAAGGAUGGAUCUCUCAAUUCGAAGAACAGCCACUCUUCUCUUCAUCAUCUAUACAAUUGUGUUCAAUGAAAGAUAGCCAACACUCGUUUAACACCAGAGAAGAAUCAGAAGAACAAGACUAUUCAGAAUUAGUGCUUUCUGUUUGUGUAAUUUGUGUUGUUGCUUCUAUGGUGUGCCCUUUGCUGGUUAUCUUGGUUGGCGCUUUGUGCAGUAGUGUAAAGAUGUCUCUCUACCAAAAUAACAAUGCAACCAAACAAAAGAUGGCACAUAAAAAAACCAAAGCUUACUAA
Molecule: messenger RNA, 1278 nt
Organism: Naegleria fowleri
Lineage: Eukaryota; Heterolobosea; Eutetramitea; Acrasida; Naegleriidae
Exons: 2
Coding region: 1-1278 (425 amino acids)
Source: RefSeq, a predicted model, not a curated record